Messenger RNA from Chiroxiphia lanceolata (lance-tailed manakin), 1997 nucleotides. It is a transcript of the gene PHYHD1, whose product is annotated as phytanoyl-CoA dioxygenase domain containing 1. The record is from RefSeq and is a predicted model, not a curated record. Lineage: Eukaryota; Metazoa; Chordata; Aves; Passeriformes; Pipridae. The transcript has 11 exons. The coding region runs from base 405 to 1358 and encodes 317 amino acids.
CCCAGUGCAGUGACACUGCUUGUAAUAGUCACUGCUAGUUAACCUGGCCCUGAAAUCUGCUUUACAAACACUUUAUAUUCCCCCCAGCUUCUUGCAUUACGCUAAUUUUGAGUGUGUGAGUGUCAUGCUGACAAACUCUUCCAGAGGGCAACGUGUCCCGCAGAGCUCUUGGAGGAAUUUCCCCCGUGCCCCUCUGUCUGUGCUGCUCAGCUCUCAGCUCUGAACUGGCAAAGGAUAAUCUCCAGGGUAUUCUAUAUAAAGAAACUGUAGUGCCCAAUAGAGUUCACUUCAUUUCGUAAGGGAUUGUGUAGUCAGCCGUGACAAAUCACCCAGGGACUUUUUCCUGAGAGAAAACAACGCCUUCCAGCUUGUAAAGGAAUCUCAUUCUGAUUUGGCACACAGGAAUGACUGCUCUGUUUGUGUUAGCAGGCUUGUUCCACAGGGAUGGCUUCCUUGUCCUGGAGGGGUUUUUCAGUACAGAGGAGUGUGACAGCAUGAGGAGCCAGAUCCAGGGAAUCAUCGAGGGGAUGGAAGUGCCCCCGCACUGCCGCACAGAGUUCUCCACCAGGGAGGAGGAGCAGCUCCAGGCACAGGUACUGGGAAAGGCAGGGCUGGAGCACUGGAAGGAGGAAGGGAGAAGGCAAAUUGCUGCUCAGGAGUCACUCUGGGGAAACGGUAGCUCGGAUUAUUUCCUAACCAGUGGAGACAAGAUUAGAUUCUUCUUUGAGAAAGGUGUUUUGGACAAAAAAGGGAACUUUCUAAUUCCAAAGGAGAAGUCCAUCAGCAAGAUUGGCCAUGCUCUACAUGCUUAUGAUCCUGUCUUCAAGCAAAUCACCCACUCCUCCAAGGUGCAGGAAUUGGGAAGAAAACUAGGCCUUGAGAGACCAGUAGUUGUGCAAAGCAUGUAUAUCUUCAAGCAACCUGGCAUUGGUGGUGAAGUGACACCUCACCAGGAUGCCACCUUCCUGCACACGGAGCCUCUGGGCAGGAUCCUGGGCUUCUGGAUUGCCCUGGAAGAUGCCACACAGGAGAAUGCCUGCCUGUGGUUCAUCCCUGGCUCUCACACCAAUGGAAUUACCCGGAGGAUGGUUCGUGCACCUUCAGGUGCCUCAACAUGUGUGGAGUUUGUAGGGUCAGAGCCAGCCUAUGAUGACAGUCAGUUCAUCCCUCUGCCCAUAAAGAAAGGUGGACUCAUCCUCAUCCACGGGGAAGUUGUCCAUAAGAGUGAACUGAACAGCUCGGAGUCCUCUCGCCACGCCUUCACCUUCCACGUGAUGGAGGCCAAGGGCACCACCUGGAGCAAGGAGAACUGGCUCCAGCCAACUCCUGAACUGCCUUUUCCAUCGCUCUACACUUGAAGUCAGUGACUGGCUUCUGGAGUCAAUAGCUGAUCAAUAUUCCUGAUUGUUCCUUCAUGUUCCCCUUAAACACCACCUUCCCUUAUGGCAGCUCUCAAGGUUAAUUCAUCCUGGGAACAAGGACCUUUGUCACAGCCCAACACACCUGCAGGAGACAGAACCUCCUGCUGCAGCAGGAGCCCUGUAGUGUGAGAGUAGCCACCCAGUCCUUUCAGUAGGGAAACCUCUUCAGUCUUGAGAACAGACCAGUAAAGACCACUGCACCUUGACUGGGACCAGUUAAGAAGUAUUUCUUCCUGCAGAUUCAGUUUAAGAGCUUAAGUGCAUUUCUUGGCUGUGUUGAUCCCAGCAGGUGAAUGUGUCAUGGGAAGAAGGUUGACUUUCACUCUUAGGUCUCUGCCCUGUUAUUGGAGCAACAGUGAUUUAAAACAGCCCUGUUGUGGGCAAAACAAAGCAGGAACUCUGCUUUUUAUAAUCAAUCUUCUAAGUAUUCCCAGCAAACUGUGGUUGAGUGUUUGAUCUCUGGGCAUGUUGAUUAAAAAUAUGACAGUUCUUAAAGAUUUAUGUUGAAAUGGUGGGAGCAAAGAACCUCAAUCCACCCCCUUGCAUUUAAUAAAAGAAUAGACAUUCUCCUUUUCA